AUGGAGGUUGGGAUAGGCAUGGCUCUGUGGGUGAAGGGGAUCAUACUUUUGACCUGCCUGGAAGGCUAUGUCUCUUCCAGUCCUAUCCACAAAAAUGAUACCAUGAAAGAAGUCAUCUUACAGCUUCAUUCUCUAAAUACAAACCCAAAACAGCUAUCCUGCAAUUCAAGUAUGGUAUGGCAAGUCAACUUUAGAAAGGAAAAGGGUCUGAAUUCCAGGUAUCAAAGAGCUUCAUAUCUCCUGGGCCUCUUUCCUCCACAGCCUUGUGCAGCAUUGGAAGUCCUAAAUAACAUUACCAACUGCCCGAAAAUUGAACCGCUUAAGAGAAACAUGCAGUUUCUUCUGGGCAACAGCAGUAGGAAUGAAACCUGCCUCGAGGUUCAAGACACCAAGAUCCAGCUGAGUAGGUUUCUGAAGGACCUACAUACUUUUUUGUUGAAGAAUAAUAGAGAUGGAAUAUUCAAACCAAGUCUGGGAAUCUUUACUAAAGAAUGAGAGCCCAAGCCCACAUCUCCAGAUAGAAGAUUCAUCCUACAGACUAACUUUCA
Phascolarctos cinereus (koala) is the source of this 548-nucleotide messenger RNA. The record is from RefSeq and is a predicted model, not a curated record. NCBI's taxonomy places the organism in Eukaryota, Metazoa, Chordata, Mammalia, Diprotodontia, Phascolarctidae.